CAGGCGAGCAGCUGCGGGCUCAGCUCCCCAUUUGAAUGGAGCGAGGGGAGCGGCCAGGAGCCGCGUCCAGGGGCCAGCCGCCUUCCCGGAGCCCCCCGACGCCGCCGACGCCUCUCCCGGAGCAGCAGCCGAGCCAGCGCCGGGCCCCGUCGCGGGGGGACGGCCGCCGCCGCCGCCGGGGCUGCUAGCUGAGCGCCGCCGCGGAGGAAGAGGAGGAGAAGGAGCCGAGCGGGCGAUCAGCGCCGGGCACCGUACCGCCUCGCCUCGUCGUCGCCGGGCAGGAUGGUUUUGGUUCACGUCGGCUAUCUUGUUCUUCCAGUGUUCUCUGUGCGAAACAGAGGUGCUCCUUUCCAAAGGAGCCAGCAUCCUCACGCUACCUCCUGCCGGCACUUCCACCUUGCCCCCCAGCCCCAGAUCUCCGCAGACUUCCCCCUGCCUCACGCCGUCCAGCCUCACCUCCCGGCCCCCCACCAGCACAGCAGCCCGCUUCACUCGUCGCUGCCCACAAUACCCACCCUGCCAUUCCAGGAUGUGACGGGACCUCCGUUCCUACCUCAAGCGCUUCACCAGCAAUAUCUUCUCCAGCAGAGGCUCAUGGAGGCACAGCACCACCGCAGGAUCAUAUCCCACCCCAGGCGGACUCAGGAGCACAUGUCUGUCCAACCUCAUCGGUUACAUCCAAGCUUUGAAUUUGGCCAUCAGCUGCAAACUCCUCGGACUGUGGCCCCCCAACCGAGGUAUUUAGCUGAAGGAACAGACUGGGAUCUCAGUGUUGACGCCGGUCUGGGUCACAACCAGUUCCAGGUCAGGCCAGUCCCUCAACAUUAUCAGCACUAUUUGGCGUCACAAAGACUGCACCAUUUUCCCCAGAAUACAUCCUCCACACAGAUGGUGGUCCACGAGAUCAGAAAUUACCCCCAGUUUCAGCUGCUUGCUCUUCAGGGACUGAAUCCAAACCGGCACCCCUCGGCCGUGCGAGAAAGUCAUGAGGAGUUGUUACAACUAGAAGACCGGCUGGGAAGUGUGAGUAGGGGAGCUGUGCAAAACACCAUUGAACGGUUCACUUUCCCACACAAAUACAAGAAGCGAUGGCCGCAGGAGGACAAAACAGAAAAAGAAGGAGAAGAGUCAGAUACGGAAGAGAAAUGCACCAUCUGUCUUUCAGUGCUUGAAGAUGGCGAGGAUGUGAGGCGUUUGCCGUGCAUGCAUCUCUUUCACCAAGUGUGCGUCGACCAGUGGCUGGCAACCAGCAAGAAAUGCCCCAUCUGCCGCGUGGACAUUGAAACACAACUCGGAUUGGACAGCUGAGAUGAACCGCCAUGGGGGUGAGGGGGGGGGCUGGUGGUGCCCCCUCCCCCGCUUUCUCUUCGUGGUCCUUACGGGGAGGGGCCACCGGGCCCUUUUGCAGCAAAACGUUUUGCCUUCUGAGCCAUUUGAGUUUUGGGUUUUUUUUUUGUUGUUGUUCUUUUUUUUUUGAAGAAAGCCUGCAAGCACAUUCGCAGAUUAUUUAAUUAAAUUAAAAAGAAAAGAAAAGAAAAGAGGAGGACGAGGAGGAGGACAAGAAGAGGAAGAAGAAGGCAACGGCGGCGACAAUGAUGAUUUGAUGGUUAAAAUAUCUAAGUGUAGGAAAGGAUGCGAGAAUCCUUCUGCGUGGGCCGACACGCAACGGAAACACGGCUUGAAGGCCCGGCAGGAAAGAGAUAGUUGUGAAAAAAUGGAGGUACUUAGUAUCCUAAUGUUGGCCUUCCAAAUCCUACUUCUGAAAAGGGCUGUAUCUAUAUAUAGAUAUAGAUAUAGAUAUAUGUAGGUCUUUGGUUAUUCGGGUUUUCUCCCGCGUCAGAUUGGAAGUGUCUUGGCGACAUUUCGACAA
Messenger RNA from Crotalus tigris (Tiger rattlesnake), 1870 nucleotides. RefSeq names its product ring finger protein 165 (gene ARK2C). The coding region runs from base 283 to 1308 and encodes 341 amino acids. The record is from RefSeq and is a predicted model, not a curated record. The transcript is spliced from 8 exons. Gene Ontology annotation, molecular function: ubiquitin protein ligase activity; zinc ion binding. Gene Ontology annotation, biological process: motor neuron axon guidance; positive regulation of BMP signaling pathway. Lineage: Eukaryota; Metazoa; Chordata; Lepidosauria; Squamata; Viperidae.